AUGGAUUCUAAACGGCAUGACGAAGACAAACCACGGCGGCGUCGCUCGCGAUCUUCCCCAUCCAGCUCUGAUGAAGAGCGUCGUCGACAGCGACGUAGAAGAGACCGCGAGGCUCCAGCACGAGAGACGAAACCAGGGAGCUCACGCGAUGAAAGAAGAAGAGACCGCGACUAUUCAAGAGAACGGGGUGAUGGCAGAGAUAGGAAGCGACGCAGAUCUCACAGCCCUGCACAGGAAUCGUCUCGCGGGCGAGUAGACAGAACAAGAAAACAUCGAGGCACACAGGAUCGCUCUCCAUCACACCGACAAGAGCGUCGAGAUGACCACAGGAACAGGGGGAAGAUGGAGAGCAAGACCUCAAGAGAGGGCUCGGCAGCGCAAGUUAGUCGCAAGAGCAACGGACCGCUACCUUCGCAAGCUUCAUCAUUUCAGCAAAAUGUUGAUCCCUCAACUGCACUCGUGCCGGCAGGAGAUGUACCAGAGAAACAAAAGCCAAAUUUUGCACCAACAGGACUACUAGCUGCCGCAUCUAAUUCUGUUACUCAAGUCGAUGGUUCAUCAAUUGUUCUCAAGUACCAUGAACCAGCGGAAGCACGCAAGCCCCCUACAAAAGAUGAGUGGAAGCUUUUCGUGUUCAAGGGAGCGGAUAUUCUGGAAACUAUAGAGCUCAGUACUCGUAGCUGUUGGCUAGUGGGAAGGGAAAUCACCGUCGUUGAUUUACCAGCGGAACAUCCCAGCAUUAGCAAACAACAUGCAGUCAUACAAUUUCGAUAUAUCGAGAAGACAAACGAGUUUGGUGACAGGACGGGAAGAGUCAGACCAUAUCUCAUUGAUCUUGAGUCUGCGAACGGUACUCUGCUCAACAAGGACGAAGUACCACCAAGUCGAUAUCUAGAGCUACGGGAUAAGGACAUGAUACAAUUUGGCCAUAGUACCAGAGAACAAGUGCCCUUCGCAGAGCCUCAAUAA
Molecule: messenger RNA, 969 nt
Organism: Glarea lozoyensis ATCC 20868
Lineage: Eukaryota; Fungi; Ascomycota; Leotiomycetes; Helotiales; Helotiaceae
Product: SMAD/FHA
Exons: 2
Coding region: 1-969 (322 amino acids)
Biological process (GO): mRNA splicing, via spliceosome; maintenance of RNA location
Cellular component (GO): nucleus
Molecular function (GO): protein binding; mRNA binding
Source: RefSeq, a predicted model, not a curated record